AGAUCCUAGGGCCUCGGAGGCCUUUGGAGCUCGCAACCGCAUCCCUCUUCCCCCAAGUGUGGGACAGCAGCUGGUCUCCACCCCUCGGAAGCGAGAAGGAAGGGGGUGCGACUUGAAUCCCUCAGCCGAUGAUGGAAGACGAGAGCUAGUCUAGAGCGGGAAGCGGAUCCCAGUUCUAGGGUUCCAGGGGGAGCUGUCCAGCCCCGCAGCCCGAGCUGGAAACCAGAGUGGGCCAGGGCGCGCCAGGCGGGCGCGAGGCGCGGGUGCGGCCGUGACUCCCCCCUGCACCCCGCCCCCCACGUGGCCGCCGCCGUCCCAGCCCCUCCGAGGAAGCGGCGCGGCUUCCUGCGGCUCGGGCCGGGGAUAUAGGCGUCCCCGCCUGGGCCAGCUCAGCUCCGCCGCCCCUCCUCGCCAUCUCGCCCAAGGCGUGAUGGCCCGGCUCCGGGUGGAGCGCGACCCGGCUGGAGCGCCGCUUGCUGUGACUCGCGCCCGGCGGCCGGCACCGCUCCGCCUCCCUCUGCUGCUGCUCCUUCUGCUGCUGCUGCUGCCGGGCGCUGUCUCAACCUUUCCGGAGUCCCUGAAUGAGUCUCAUCCCACUGAGGACAGCCAUCUGUCAGAAGGGACUAUUGAGGACUAUGAGACCAGUGUCCUACCCUGCUGGGAUCAUUAUAAGAGUCACAUGGAUUCUGUGAAGGAUUGGUGCAACUGGACUUUGAUUAGCAGGCAUUACAGCGACCUGCGAUACUGCUUGGAGUACGAGGCAGAAAGGUUUGGCCUGGGCUACCCAAAUUCCUUGGCAGAAAAAAUCAUCUUUGAGACUCACAUGAUACACUUUGCCAACUGUACCCUCGUGCAGUCCACCCUCUCCGAUCCCCCUGAAGAUGUGCUCUUGGCCAUGAUCAUAGCCCCCAUCUGCCUCAUCCCUUUCCUUGUCACUAUUGUGGUGUGGAGGAGUAAAGACAGCGAUGCCCAGGCCUAGGGUCCGUUUCUCAGCGGCCAUCUUUUCCCUUUCCCCGACUGGAGCUGGGAAUCACUCUUUCCCUCCCGCUCCCCUCUUUUCCCACUCUCAUCCUUCCCACAGACUUCCACAGGAUUGGUGGAAAUGGAAGCGAAGUGAAGUCAUGGCACAAUGUCUGUUGUCUUUAAAAUAAAACACGUUUUUGUACAACA
Molecule: messenger RNA, 1170 nt
Organism: Meriones unguiculatus (Mongolian gerbil)
Lineage: Eukaryota; Metazoa; Chordata; Mammalia; Rodentia; Muridae
Gene: Ramp2
Product: receptor activity modifying protein 2
Exons: 4
Coding region: 431-979 (182 amino acids)
Biological process (GO): protein localization to plasma membrane; regulation of G protein-coupled receptor signaling pathway; angiogenesis
Cellular component (GO): signaling receptor complex; membrane; cell surface
Molecular function (GO): coreceptor activity
Source: RefSeq, a predicted model, not a curated record